AUGGCGACCCCAUCCAUGCCUGCUCGUGGAGAUCGAACGGCCCCGACCUUUGACCCCCAUCAACCCCGCGAAUUGAGACGAUAUUUCUCCGAUCUGGACUUCCACUUUGUUCGGUCUGCGGUAGUGGACGAACAAGAAAGAAAGAAACACGCUUGCCGAUUCCUAGAUGUCGACACCUGUGAGCUUUGGGAAUCGCUCACCACUUUCACCGACGCCACGAAGACCUUCAAGGAGUUCUGCGAAGAGGUCUACAGGCUAUACCCUGGAUCGGAGGAAGAACGCAAAUGGUCGGUAUCGGAUAUGGACAAGCUAGUCGGCAAAACGAGCAGGGUCGGCAUCUUGUCUCUCAGCGAACUCGGCGACUAUCAUCGGCGAUUCCUGGCGAUCACGGUGAUACGCUAG
Messenger RNA from Heterobasidion irregulare TC 32-1, 402 nucleotides. RefSeq lists its product as uncharacterized. The record is from RefSeq and is a predicted model, not a curated record. The coding region runs from base 1 to 402 and encodes 133 amino acids. The transcript has a single exon. NCBI's taxonomy places the organism in Eukaryota, Fungi, Basidiomycota, Agaricomycetes, Russulales, Bondarzewiaceae.